Molecule: messenger RNA, 1413 nt
Organism: Tuber aestivum (summer truffle)
Lineage: Eukaryota; Fungi; Ascomycota; Pezizomycetes; Pezizales; Tuberaceae
Source: the annotation of a GenBank genome assembly
GGCCCGUGAUCUAUUCCAAAAUUGUAGUGUUGGAGCGCUCAGGUGUGUUUAGCCCACGUGAUUCAACAUUCAUUGACCAUACCGGUUGCUUAAUUGAGAGUACUGGCCGGUAACCCGGCCUUGGAGUUCAGACAAGUUCUAUCCAGCCAUAGAGGGCAAAAGCUCCAAGGUCUAUCUCACCACCGGCACCGUCACCACCACCCUACCAUAUCCCAAGAUUCCCAAUCCCACAACUCUGCCUCCGCCUUUUCCGCCCCAUCACAGAACAAACACAACCAAAACAACAACGACAGCAACAACCACAAUGUCUUUUGAACCCCCCUCCCCCCCUUCAAUGCCUCGGAUCCGCACGCUACCUUCCUAAACUCCACCUGCCUGGACCUCCUCCUGAUAGAGCUAGUCCCGCUCGCGCACCGACUAUCCCAGCAGCUGGCUGAGACACCCAACGACGCGCUGCGCGCCGGUGUUGACGACGAGGAGGACGAAGUGCGCGAGGCGGUCUUCUACCGCCUCGAGAUGCUGGGAUAUCGUGUGGGGUACGGCCUUGUGGAGCGCUUUUCGCGCGAUAGGCCGCGCAUGAACGAUACGCUCGACGUUAUCAAGUUCGUAUGUAAGGAUCUUUGGACCAUCGUUUUCAGGAAGCAGAUUGAUAACCUGAAGACUAAUCAUCGGGUUUGUUUGUUUCUUGCCCAUUUUUUCCCCUCUGCUUUGUUUGCUCGCUUGCUUUACCUGGCGGGGUGUGUGUAUGGGGAGGGGGGGGCGGGCGCAGUGGGGAGAUGAUUUAUUUAUUGAUUGGUUGGUUGGUUGGUUGAGCUGUAGGGGGUUUACGUACUCACGGAUAAUUCGUUCAGACCCUUCUCCAGGAUGAGUGCGGAGACAGGGGGGAAUGCAGUUGCUAGGGCCCAGCCAGUGAGUCGCGCGGUUUUCCUUUUGUUAGGUCUUGGGAUAUCCAGGGCGGGACUGAUGACGAUCUCUAGUUUCUCUGGUUCCCUUGUGGCAUUGUCAGGGGAGCUUUGGCAAAUAUGGGGGUUAACGCGAGUGUCCAGGCAGAGACGACGGAGCUGCCAUCUGCUACCUUCAAGAUAGAGACCUUGACGAAACCUGUGGCGUAGAUUUGGUCUCAUUUUCUUCUGUUGUGUCCUGUUUUCGCUUCCCCUUUUACUUCUAUCAUAGCACGAUUAUGGCGCUAGUGGGAUAGAUUUAGAUUUGAUUGCGCUGAUUCCUGAGCUCCCAUUUGGAGGUAAGUGUGGCGCUAUCUGGGCACCGCACUUUAUUGGAUACUAGGAAGUGGCUGAAUGUGGGGUGUUUUCAAAUUUCUUUGGUCAUUUAAGUCUGGUGUUAGUUCAGUAGCUCACUAUUGUGGUUUUACAGAUGCAAAUAUGGGCACUCUUUAGAAUUUAUCAUUGCAUAUAG